Messenger RNA from Mercenaria mercenaria, 1847 nucleotides. RefSeq names its product PAT complex subunit CCDC47-like. NCBI's taxonomy places the organism in Eukaryota, Metazoa, Mollusca, Bivalvia, Venerida, Veneridae. Gene Ontology annotation, cellular component: endoplasmic reticulum. The transcript has 13 exons. Gene Ontology annotation, biological process: endoplasmic reticulum calcium ion homeostasis. The record is from RefSeq and is a predicted model, not a curated record. The coding region runs from base 100 to 1527 and encodes 475 amino acids. Gene Ontology annotation, molecular function: calcium ion binding.
GUCAAAAUUACGGACACCGUUAGAUAAAAUCUAGACGUGGAAAUUUCCGGCUUUUAAAUAAAAAAUUCAAAGAAAGUACAUGUUUUCUUGGUGCAGAAAAUGAAGCUCAUAUACCUUACACUUCUUGGUCUGCUUCUGUUGAGUUACCAGUCAGUAGGAAAACGGUCUCAAAGAGAUGUCGAUUUUGAUGAUAAUGAGUUUGCUGAAUUCGAAGAUGAUGAUGAUGCUGAUGUUGUAGUAGAAGAUGAUGCAGAUUUUCCAUCAGAAUCAGAUGACACCCCACAGCAACAGUCGCAACGAGUCACACAAGAUGCCCAAGAUGAGGAAGAUGAUGAUGAAGGAACAGUAGAGACUGAUGAGGAUGAUGAGUUUGAUCAUUUCACAGAUGAAGAUGAGUUUGAAGGCUUUGACAAAGACAUCCGUCCUGGUAAAGGGAAAUCAAACGAGGUCCCUGACCUGAAAAUAGCCAAGGUUCCAAUUCAUCUAAGAACAAACUGGGACAGUUUUUAUCUGGAGAUGUUAAUGCUGGCUGGCCUGGGUGUUUAUUUCCUCAACUUCCUGGCGGGUAAAACAAAGAACAGUAAACUGGCUCAGGCGUGGCUUACUUCACACAAACAACUACUGGAAGAUAACUUUACUAUUGUUGGUGAUGAUGGCACAUCUAAAGAGGUCACAUCAGGUACACUGAUGAAGGAAUCAGAAAACGUAUAUGCCUUAUGGUGCAGCGGUAGAAUGUGUGUGGAAGGAAUGCUCGUAGAACUUAAACUGAUCAAACGACAGGAUCUCAUCAAUGUCAUGUCUACCAUGCUUAAACCAGCUGCUGACCAGAUUGUUGUGAAGGUCAGUAUGGACCCUGCAAUGGAGAAAUUCUGUUUCUGUAUCGCUCAGAAGAAAGUGGCAGCCAAAAUGCAGAAGGAAUAUCAAGAUCUUAGCCAGUUUACUGAGAAGAAAAACUUAGAUAAAUACAGCAUCCCAUCAAGCUUCCAGCUGCUCAGUGAGAUAGGGGAGGCAACUGCAAUGGUGCUAGAUAAAAAGGUUUGUCAAGCGUUUGAUCGUUACGAGAACCAGAUUGAGUACAUUCACAUCUCAGACCAGUACUCCGGAGCCAAGAACCAGUAUGAUGACAGCCAGACGAAGAUGCCAGAAGUGAAACCAACUAUUGUCUUCUGUUUUAAUGUUGCUGGUAAGGGGAAGACAAAGACAUCUGAUAUGGAGAACAUGAAACCAUUGAUGCAGCUUGUCUUCUACUGUAUUGAUAAAGUGGCCAGGAUCUCACUCAGUAAAGAGGGUAAGCAGAAGGCAGAGAAGAAUCGUCAGAAGGCGGAGGAGGUGUUCCUGAAGUCAGCGCAUGCUCAGCGUCAGGAGGCUGCCCAACUGAGACGUGAGGAGAAACGUAGAGCAGAGAAAGAGAGGAUCAUGAAUGAGGAGGACCCAGAUAAAGCCAGGAAAUGGGAGGAGAGACAGAACAAGCAAGAUAUGAAGAGGAAGCAACCGAAAACAAAAAUGAUGAAGGUCAAGGGCAUGUAAUUUGGAGAAAUUGAUGCAUUAGUGGAUCAUCUCCCCUGUUUUAUGACUACAGUAUACAGAAAACCAAACAAUAAUGGAAUUACACCAAGCUAGAUUUAAUUUUCAGUGAGAAUGAGUGAAAUUGUGUUUAAGAAUGCUAGGUAAAACUUUAGUCUUUUUUACAAAGCUUGUAUGAGAGAUAGCUUGUUGAUGGAAUACAUGUUUAUGGAAGGACCUUACAUUUUAUUUAGUUGCCUUGACUUUGAUUGAGAAAUGUUUUAUGUUGAUAUUAUUUAUGGCAAUGUUGGGCAAAGAAAAAGAAAUCUGUUAAAAAUUAUAUU